Vitis vinifera (wine grape) is the source of this 696-nucleotide messenger RNA. RefSeq names its product transcriptional regulator TAC1. The record is from RefSeq and is a predicted model, not a curated record. The transcript has a single exon. Bases 50 to 610 code for a protein of 186 amino acids. NCBI's taxonomy places the organism in Eukaryota, Viridiplantae, Streptophyta, Magnoliopsida, Vitales, Vitaceae.
CUCUCUUUCUCCUGUCUCUCUCUUUCUCACACACACACUGUCUUGGAAAAUGGAGAUUAAUCCCCCAAGUGUAGAAAAGUUCGAGCAAAUAUCAUGCAACUUAGAUGAGCAGGGUUCAGGGGAGCAAGUUCGGGCUUAUACAUGUACCUUCUGCAAGAGAGGCUUCUCAAAUGCACAAGCCCUAGGAGGUCACAUGAAUAUCCAUAGGAAAGACAGGGCCAAGCUCAAACAAACCGAAGAUGAAAGCCUACUCUCUGUGGACAUGGAAAAGAAGAAUCCCUUAAUCCAUCCUCAGCCAUCUGCAGACAACUUAUCUCAACUGGGAUCAACGGAAGGCAAAGAUUGCACACUUAAAAGGCCAUUGACCUUGUCUGGAGAAGACGAUAUCAGUCCUUCAGGGAAAGAUGGCAUGGAAAAACUGCACCAGCUGUCCUUGUUUUCUGAGAAGCCAUCAAAGGGCAAUGAUCAAAGGGCAAGUUCUGCUGGCGGGCAUGAGGAGAAGACAAGGCACAGUCAUCAUGGUUCAUCUCAGAAAGAAUUGGACCUGGAGCUUCGUUUAGGGCCAGAACCCCAUGAGACAUCUGCAUCCGGAUCCAGAGAGUUCUUUUGAAUUUGCAGAGAAUAGGGUGGAUGUGAUUUAAUGAAUAGGUUUUCUUCUCAUCCUUUUCUUCUACUACUUUAUGUUCAAAGAGAUAU